UUUCUUACUUUCUUCCCCCACACCCUCCAAAAAAAAAAAAAAAAAACUAAGAAAGGAGGGGAGAGGGGAGGGAGCAAGACACCGCACUGCCCCAACCAAGAACAAUUUGAAAACCCACCCCAUCAUACUUAAAAUCUAGGACAAAGAGCCGUCAGGACGGAACUGCUUCGACUGCAAAGCUUGAAGCUUAGCUUGGGAGCGGCCUGACGGUCCGAGCCCAGCAGCUCCAUUCUGCAGAGCGCCCUGGGGUCCCUGAAAUCCGAAACCCCGGCGCAGAACCGGCGGAAACCAGAGCAAAACCCUUGAACUUUUCUGGACAAUUGCUUCCGGGCGUUUCAAGGGAGUCAGGGGACCGGACGGGAGCCCCGGCUGCGAAUGGCGAGCCCCUGAGGUCCUGUGGACACAAGAGAGGCCAGCGCUCCGGCUGCAGCAUGGACCGCGCGGGGAGCCUAGGCGCGGGCCUGCGGGGACUCUGCGUGGCUGCGCUCGUGCUCGUGUGCGCCGGACACGGGGGACGUCGCGAGGACGGGGGACCAGCUUGCUAUGGGGGAUUCGACCUCUACUUCAUCCUGGACAAGUCAGGAAGCGUGCUGCACCACUGGAAUGAAAUCUACUACUUUGUGGAGCAGCUGGCUCACAGAUUCAUCAGCCCACAGCUAAGGAUGUCCUUCAUUGUCUUCUCCACUCGAGGGACAACCUUAAUGAAGCUAACUGAGGACAGGGAACAGAUCCGACAAGGCCUAGAAGAACUGCAGAAAGUUCUGCCAGGAGGAGACACUUACAUGCAUGAAGGAUUUGAAAGGGCCAGCGAGCAGAUUUACUAUGAAAACAGUCAAGGAUACAGGACAGCAAGUGUCAUCAUCGCACUGACGGACGGGGAGCUGCAUGAAGAUCUCUUCUUCUACUCAGAGCGGGAGGCUAACAGAUCCCGGGACCUUGGUGCAAUUGUUUACUGUGUUGGUGUGAAGGAUUUCAAUGAAACUCAGUUGGCUCGGAUUGCAGACAGUAAGGACCAUGUGUUUCCUGUGAAUGACGGCUUCCAGGCCCUUCAAGGCAUAAUCCACUCAAUUUUAAAGAAAUCUUGCAUCGAAAUUCUGGCCGCUGAACCGUCUACCAUAUGCGCAGGAGAGUCUUUUCAAGUGGUCGUAAGAGGAAAUGGCUUCCGGCACGCCCGCAAUGUGGACAGGGUCCUCUGCAGCUUCAAGAUCAAUGACUCGGUCACACUCAAUGAGAAGCCGUUUGCUGUGGAAGACACGUACUUGCUGUGCCCAGCACCCAUCUUAAAAGAAGUUGGCAUGAAAGCUGCACUGCAGGUGAGCAUGAACGAUGGCCUGUCCUUCAUCUCCAGUUCCGUCAUCAUCACCACAACACACUGUUCAGACGGCUCCAUCCUGGCAAUUGCCCUGCUGAUCCUCUUCCUGCUGCUGGCCCUGGCGCUGCUCUGGUGGUUCUGGCCUCUCUGCUGCACAGUGAUCAUCAAGGAGGUCCCACCACCCCCUGUUGAGGAGAGUGAGGAAGAAGAUGAUGAUGGUCUGCCUAAAAAGAAGUGGCCCACGGUAGAUGCCUCUUACUAUGGUGGACGCGGUGUGGGAGGCAUCAAAAGGAUGGAGGUUCGCUGGGGAGAGAAGGGCUCCACGGAGGAAGGGGCUAAGCUGGAAAAGGCAAAGAACGCGAGAGUCAAGAUGCCAGAGCAAGAGUAUGAGUUCCCGGAGCCCCGAAAUCUCAACAACAACAUGCGCAGGCCUUCCUCCCCCCGGAAGUGGUACUCGCCCAUCAAGGGAAAACUCGAUGCCUUGUGGGUUCUGCUAAGGAAGGGAUAUGACCGAGUGUCCGUGAUGAGACCACAGCCGGGAGACACGGGGCGCUGCAUCAACUUUACCAGAGUGAAGAACACUCAGGCCGCCAAGUACCCCCUCAACAACGCCUACCACCCCAGCUCCCCACCUCCUGCUCCUAUCUACACACCCCCACCCCCUGCUCCCCACUGCCCUCCCCCAGCCCCCAGUGCCCCCACUCCUCCCAUCCCCUGCCCACCUUCCACUCUCCCCCCUCCUCCUCAGGCCCCGCCCCCUAACAGGGCACCACCCCCCUCCCGACCUCCUCCAAGACCUUCUGUCUAGAACCCAAAGUCUGUGCUCUGGGCUGCCUGAGAAACUCCAGGAGGAGGUUCCGCUACUGUUAGAAAGAUCUUCCCAGCCCAAGGUGGUGAGUGGUGACUGACCUGGCACGAUUUCAAAGCAAGUCGUGAUGGGCAGAACAAAAUGGGAAACAAAACUGCCUGAAGACAGACAAUGAGACAAUUGCAGUCACAUUUCGAGCCUGUGACCCCUCACCUCUAGAAGAAGGUUCCAGAGAUGGCUACACUGCCAAGAUGCUCUCAACCAGAUCAUGUACCAUGGAGGCCAGGAAGAAAAUAAUUUCUGAGAACGGAAUGCAGCAUUGGAUAAGAAAUAACCUGGUUGUGAUUCUGGAUGCCACCUUUCUCCAUGACUUGACUCCUGACCCUUGGACUGGGAACCAGGCCAUCUUUACCCCUGGGCACUGGCCAGCAACUCUGAAAAGGUGUGGUGUCCCCAGGGUGCAUCAGACUGGUAUUCACCGGGGAUCUGCAGGAUGUCUUGUAUAAGAACACAUGCUCUAUUCUCCUUCCCAAACCCCCCAGUUUCCUGGUGAGGAGGGAAGCAGUCUUGGCGGUGGGAAAGUUGUGUUGCCAUGCUGAGACACUAAUGGAGUCGGUCCUUAACACCGAUCAGCAAUCCUUUAUGGGAGCAUCCAGCUGGUACAUCUAGAGGUGGCUUCAGCCAGGCACAGUCCCUAAACCACCAAGCUCUGUCAUUGUCAGAGGCAACCUGCUAACGAUUUGCCUUACACAUAGAGGUUUGGCUUUGGCAUAGGUCAGAGGUGAUCACAUGAGGUCACAAGGUCCUCCAUCUUCAGUACACCGGAGAUUUCGAGAGACAGUAGUCCUGACCUGAUAAGAAAACUAUUCCCCAUUGAUUCACUCGGAAACAAGCCAUUGUGUGUAGAAGCAGGUGUGUUUCUCCUUGGCCCUUCAAUCUACUCACAAAUAUUAGCGGUUGUUGAAGCACAUUCUGUAUGUAACACAGAAAAGCCCUGCCUGAACUGCCAUCCCAUUCCUCCACAUCUGCCGCCUGACCAGUGAGCCCACUAACCUCACGUAAAUUCUGGGCAUUGUCACCCACCCAUGAAAACAGAGGUCAUUGUCAAAGGCAAUGUGCAGCCCCUCCAAAAUCAUGCUCCUACCCUCAGUUUUCCAUGGGUCCUGAAAUUCCCGUCUCAGGCACCCAAAACUAUAAACUCUUCGCUGGAACAAAAAAUUGAAAAUAAAUAGAAAAUAAAUAGGUUUAGGGACUGUGUCUGUGCUUUAGGCUGCGGUCCACAAAGACCCCUUAAGAACAAGUUAGCCUCCUUCCUUCUGCUUGUUUAGAGCAGAGGCGUCAGAUGCGGCACAUUCUGUAGGUGCCAAUUCCUGUUCCCCAGGCGACAUUUCUAAUUAGCCUCAGGACUACUUCUCAGUUUAGCCCAAUGAUAUUUUGCCACAAUACUUCAAACCGCAGCUCUAAUGGUCUGUCAAUCAUCACUUAGAAUUGACAGAGAUAAACACUAUUUGCAAUCCCCACCUUAAAGAAGCAGAGGAGAAUGGGUGAGCUACCAGCAUGAAAGGUAUUGUCUGGGGAGAAUCGACCUAGGGGUGCCUAAGUCCAUGACCCAUGAGGGCCCAUCCGCGGUGACACUUUUGUACCCCAGACCUCGCCAUGCCCUGCUUUUCAGGACUUAGGGACGCAACCUCCCUUACUCUUACUGAACAAAGCUUCUUUAGUGCAAGUCCCUCAUUAAACAAGGGUGGUGGCAUUGCUGGGCCCCAGACACCCAUUCCCAGGAGAAUGGGCUCCCCAGGCUCACAGCAUGUGGACAAUGAGCCCCCUCCCCCUUGGCUACUGUUUUGACUGCUGGCAGUACAAAACGCCCCCCCCCCACACCACGACUGCACAUUUGUGUGGCCAUAAGAAAGUUUGAACCAAGAUGCUGGCGUUGCUGUUCAACAAAAGUGGGCUCCAGGGAAGGCAGCAGGCCACCCUGUGCCCUGUACAGUUUCCCAAGAGGCCAUAGUAAAGUGUCUGAGGAAUAAGGAAUGUUGGUACAUGGUGAUUCUGAGAAGAAUUUGCAAGGUUUGACCUUAGAAUUGACUCAGUAUGUCUUCCCUGGUCAUUCAGAAUUAUGGUUAGAAGUUUCUAGAAACUGGACAAGGUUACUACCUUUCAUAGUAGGCUACUCUGGGCAGGAAAGUCUACCUGGUUUACAAAGUCCAUCGGUUCUAUGUAGUUCCCUGUAAGCAACAGGAGAUGGUGGUUCUAAUUAGGAAACCGUGUGUGUUAUUUGUUUGACCCCUUGUUAUUGUCCUUAUGGAGUUUUUUUUUAUAUAAAAGCCAAAUUUUGUUGUAUAUAUUCAUAUUCCACGUGACAGAUGGAAGCACGUCCUAUAGGUGUGAAUAAAAAGAACAGUUGUAGUAAAUUAUUAAAGCCAGUGAUGUUUCACGGCAGGUUACUCUCCAAGCUGUGCUUGUUGAUUUCCCACGACUAUACCGCUUUAAUGUACCAAUAGUUACUGAACUGACGACACCCUCGUUUACACAACAUCUAGGACAGCCUUGCUGAGAACUGCGGUCAGUCCCUCUGUUGACAGCUCGCUCACAAACAGGGUCCUCCCAGGCACCAGGGACAAAGCUACCCGCAAACCAAUGGGAAGUCUUGGCUCUCAGCCAGGGAGGGGGGUCUCACUAGGACCCUAAGGAGGAGCAGAGACAUGAUCUCCACUUGCUGCCUGCACACAACGUGGUGGUGGGAAGUCCAUCAAAGGAUGAGUGUAAGAUGCUGACCAACAGUUCAGGAGCAGAAGGAAUUCACGCUGUGUAAAAGGGUGGAAUUCGUUUGCAAACCCUAGCAAGCCUGUUCGUACUCACCAGGGGGAAGGGAAGGGAGCAUGCUGGUCAGCUGUCGUCUUAGCUGUCUGAGUCUGGCUACACUAUCAUGCUUGGAGAACUGAUUUCAACGCAUUAGAAUAUGAUUUCUGGAUGCACGUAACAUUAGACUCUUCUCUUUUUCUAUGAUAAUUUAGUUAUGGAUGUUCAGCACCUCCGAGUCAUUGUUAUGAAAGAUCAUCGCUGUACCGUGCUGUAGGAGACUAGGCUGAACCUGUACAAUGGUAUACCCUGGAAGUUGCUUUUUUAAAAGAAUAAUAAUAAAUACCUA
Messenger RNA from Microtus oregoni (creeping vole), 5271 nucleotides. It is a transcript of the gene Antxr1, whose product is annotated as ANTXR cell adhesion molecule 1. The record is from RefSeq and is a predicted model, not a curated record. The coding region runs from base 432 to 2120 and encodes 562 amino acids. Lineage: Eukaryota; Metazoa; Chordata; Mammalia; Rodentia; Cricetidae. The transcript is spliced from 18 exons. Gene Ontology annotation, molecular function: signaling receptor activity. Gene Ontology annotation, cellular component: membrane.